Physella acuta is the source of this 3677-nucleotide messenger RNA. RefSeq names its product mucin-2-like. The record is from RefSeq and is a predicted model, not a curated record. NCBI's taxonomy places the organism in Eukaryota, Metazoa, Mollusca, Gastropoda, Physidae.
CAAUGGGUCACGUGGUGUAUUUACUAGCUGCUGUUGGUCUGGUGCUGAUACUUGCGGAGUGUGCCUCAGCAUGGCCGGGAAACUCGAACCAAAGAUUACUUAACAGAAGCAAAAUAGGUACCUUGGUAUCCAAUCGUCUGUCGCAGUUCAAUCAACAAGGUCCCUCACAUCAACAAUCAAAUGGUCAGUCGCAGCACAAUCAUCAGAGUCCCUCACAUCAACAAUCAAAUGGUCAGUGGCAGCACAAUCAUCAGAGUCCCUCACAUCAACAAUCAAAUGGUCAGUCGCAGCACAAUCAUCAGAGUCCCUCACAUCAACAAUCAAAUGGUCAGUGGCAGCACAAUCAUCAGAGUCCCUCACAUCAACAAUCAAAUGGUCAGUGGCAGCACAAUCAUCAAAGUCACUCACACCAACAUUCAAAUGGUCAGUGGCAGCACAAUCAUCAAAGUCACUCACACCAACAUUCAAAUGGUCAGUGGCAGCACAAUCAUCAAAGUCACUCACACCAACAUUCAAAUGGUCAGUCGCACGACAUGUCACAGUCUCACUCGCACGAUGGUUCAAAUAGUCAUUCAGGCUCCAGCGGAGGAUCCAGAAGUCGAGACUCUCGAAGAACAACAUCAACGUCAGAUGCUACAACUACACCCACAACUACGCCAGAAACAACGACAGCAAUGCCAGAAACAACGACUACAACAACGGAAACAACUACGACAGCGCCAGAAACAACAACCACGUCAGAAACUACAACUACAACCCCAGAAACAACAACCACAACGCCCGAGACAACAACCACGACAGAAACAACAACUACAACAACAGAAACAACAAGCACCACGGAAACAACAACUACAACCCCAGAAACUACAACUACAACCCCAGAAACAACAACUACAACCCCAGAAACAACAACUACAACCCCAGAAACUACAACUACAACUUUAGAAACAACAACUACAAUUCCAGAAACAACAACUACAACCCCAGAAACUACAACUACAACCCCAGAAACAACAACUACAACUUCAGAAUCAACAACUACAUGCCCAGAAACAACCACAACCCCAGAAACAAUGCGUACAACCCGAAAAACAACUACAAGAACAGAAACAACAACUACAAGUUCAGAAAUAACAACAACCACCCCAGAAACAACGACUACAUGCACAGAAACAACAACCCAAGAAAUAACUACAACCCCUGAAACAACAACUACAACCCCAGAAACAACAACUACAACCCCAGAAACUACAACUACAGCCCCAGAAACUACAACUACAACUUUAGAAACAACAACUACAAUUCCAGAAACAACAACUACAACCCCAGAAACUACAACUACAGCCCCAGAAACUACAACUACAACUUUAGAAACAACAACUACAAUUCCAGAAACAACAACUACAACCCCAGAAACUACAACUACAGCCCCAGAAACAACAACUACAAUUCCAGAAACAACAACUACAACCCCAGAAACUACAACUACAGCCCCAGAAACUACAACUACAACUUUAGAAACAACAACUACAAUUCCAGAAACAACAACUACAACCCCAGAAACUACAACUACAACCCCAGAAACAACAACUACAACUUUAGAAUCAACAACUACAUGCCCAGAAACAACCACAACCCCAGAAACAAUGCGUACAACCCGAAAAACAACUACAAGAACAGAAACAACAACUACAAGUUCAGAAAUAACAACAACCACCCCAGAAACAACGACUCCAUGCACAGAAACAACAACCCAAGAAAUAACUACAACCCCUGAAACAACAACUACAACCCCAGAAACAACAACUACAACCCCAGAAACAACUACUACCACCCCAGAAACAACAACUACAACCCCAGAAACAACAACUACAACCACAGAAACAACAACUACAACUCCAGAAACAACUACAACCACAGAAACAACAACCACCACAACCCCAGAAACAACUACAACCACAGAAACAACAACAACAACCCCAGAAACAACAACAACUACAACCACCCCAGAAACAACUACAACCGCAGAAACAACAACUACAACCCCAGAAACAACAACCAUCACAACGCCAGAAACAACUACAACGCCAGAAACAACAACUACCACCCCAGAAAUAACAACCACCCCAGAAACAACAACUACAACGCCAGAAACAACAACUACAACGCCUGAAACAAUGACUACAACGCAAGAAUCUACGACCACAACUGAUAGACACAAUUCACACGGUUCUAGAAGCCACAGCAGACACUCAUCCCAAUCUCGCAAUCACCACAGCCAUACAGGGAGUUCCAGCUCUAUGUCGAAUGGCCACGGCACACAAUUCGCAGGAACAAAGAAGCACUUACACCAAUUACAACAAUUUAAACUCAAAAAUAUACGACAACAACUCCAGAAUCAAUUACAACAACUCCACAAUCAACGACAACAAUUUCUGAAUCAACUACCACAAAAACCCAUGAUUCAACGCCAACAAUUCCUAAGUCAACGACAACAAUCCCCGAAUCAACAACAACAACCCCUGAAUCAACUACCACAAAUACCCCUGAAUCAACUACCACAAAUACCCCUGAAUCAACUACCACAAAUACCCCUUAAUCAACUACCACUAAAACCCCUGAAUCAACGCCAACAAUUCCUAAGUCAACGACAACAACCCCUGAAUCAACGCCAACAACGCCAUAAGUAACGACUACAACAUCAGAAACAACAACUACCACCAUGUCAAAAUCAGCAUCUACAACGCCAGAAAGAAACCCCUGAAUCAACGCCAACAAUUCCUAAGUCAACGACAACAACCCCUGAAUCAACGCCAACAACGCCAGAAAUAACGACUACAACAUCAGAAACAACAACUACAACCAUGUCAGAAACAGCAACUUCAACGCUAGAAAGAAACAACAGCUAUAACGUAAGGAAUAACAUCAACAAUAACAUUAACAACUGCUACAACGCCAGAAAGAAAAACCAUUUACAACCAUGUCAGAAACAGCAACUACAAGGGCAGAACUAAUAAACACAACGCCAUAAACAACUACUACAACCAUUUCAGAAACAAUUACACCAAACACAACCGUGGCUAAUGCAACAUCUCCAACAACUAAACGAACAACAAUCGGUAAAUACAACUCUAUCAGUCAUCACAAAGAUUUAUCCAACUCACAAAUUAACCCAAGUCGAAACUCAUCUUCUAAAUCACUUAGUGACCAAGUUCAAAACUCAAGUUCUAAAUCCCAACUCACGAAUAAAUCCAAGUCGAAACUCAUCUUCUAAAUCACUUAGUGACCAAGUUCAAAACUCAAGUUCUAAAUCCUAACUCACAAAGUGACCGAAAUCGAAACUCAAGUUCUAAAUUUUAUUCAAAAAACCCAUAGCCCAGAAUCACUAAGAAGAAAAUGUCCCCAGAACCAAACACAAAUUUCGAAUUCUCAAACCCGUAGCGAAGAAUCCCCUAGAAAAUAGGUACCGGCCAAGAUAGAUUUGCAUGCUACUCUAGAUUUCACUGUGGCUACAGUGUUGUAUUUUUAUCACAUUCUGCGCUUGGUGUUACUUCUUUUAAAUUUUCCAUUUAAUUUUGAUCUUUAUUGACGGUGUUAUUAUAUAGUUUUUAUCUUGAUAUCUGGCAGAUUUUUAUUGUUUCGAUUUAUAUUUUGUUAUUCCUAACAUCAAAUUUACA